AUGAUUGGUAGCCUGUUAUAUCUGAUAGCCAACAGACCAGAUAUUACAUUUACAGUUGGAGUGUGUGCCAGAUAUCAAACAGAGCCAAAGGCAAGUCACUUAAAUCAAGUCAAGAGAAUUCUUAAAUGUGUAAAUGGGACUUCAGACUAUGGCAUACUGUACACCAACGGAAGUAACCCUGUCUUGACUGGAUACUGUGAUGCUGACUGGGCUAGAAGUGCUGAUGACAGAAAAAGCACAUCUGGAGGAUGUUUCUUUCUAGGUAGCAACCUUAUAUCGUGGUUCAGCGAGAAACAAAAUUGUGUCUCCUUAUCUACUACUGAAGCAGAGUACAUAGCAGCUGGUAGUAGUUGUUCACAAUUGGUCUAG
This is a messenger RNA of Vicia villosa (hairy vetch), 369 nucleotides long. RefSeq names its product secreted RxLR effector protein 161-like. The record is from RefSeq and is a predicted model, not a curated record. Bases 1 to 369 code for a protein of 122 amino acids. Lineage: Eukaryota; Viridiplantae; Streptophyta; Magnoliopsida; Fabales; Fabaceae. The transcript has a single exon.